Messenger RNA from Cinclus cinclus, 2499 nucleotides. RefSeq names its product sorbin and SH3 domain containing 3 (gene SORBS3). The record is from RefSeq and is a predicted model, not a curated record. NCBI's taxonomy places the organism in Eukaryota, Metazoa, Chordata, Aves, Passeriformes, Cinclidae. Gene Ontology annotation, molecular function: protein binding. Bases 1 to 2499 code for a protein of 832 amino acids. The transcript has 21 exons.
AUGGCGGGCCGGCUCCUGCCCCCCGACACCAGCCCGGCUCUGGGUGUGGAGGACGUUCCCCACCCUCACCCGGCUCUGCAGGUGUCCCCGCAGCACACGGUGACACGGGUGCCCGUCAUCCGCCACCGCGGCUCCAACACUCUCAACUUCCACUUCCAUGACUCGGAGAGCCGCAGCGCUGCCGAGAACAGCCAGGGAGAUCCCAAGAGCUCAGUGAAUGAGUGGUACCAGACCUGGCCGGCCAAGGAGGCGAAAGCCCCCAGCACCCCAGUGCCCGCCCACCCCACUCCCAGCCCCAGGGCUGCCCCCACCUGCCCACGGGCACCGGGCUGGUCGGCAACCUGGACCAAGGACAGCAAGCGGCGGGAGAGGCGCUGGGUGAAGUACGAUGGCAUCGGGCCCGUGGAUGAGACAGGGAUGCCCCUCGCCUCACGCUCGAGCGUUGACAGCCCCCGGGACUGGUACCGCAGCAUGUUCCGUCAGAUCCACCGCAAGCUGCCAGAGCCCGACUGGGACACACAUUCCUGCCCCACCACGGCACCUCCAUCACCCUCCAAACCGCGGAGGAGGGGGUCAGCCCCAGCAGAGCCCCCUGGCAUUCCCAACGGGAUGGACUGGACCCGCUGGGGUGUCACCGGUGCCACCUCCGAGCCUGGCAGCAUUUUUGACUAUGAACCAGGGAAGUCCUCUCCCCGGGAGCAGACCCCGGCUGCAGCACAGCCGAAGCGGGCUCAGUCCAUCGAGGUGAGGUGGUGGUGGCAGGUGCUGCUGGAGCAGGAGCUGGAGCAGCUCAGCGAGGAGCUGGACAAGGACAUGAGGGACAUGGAGACAAGCCGGACGCCCCGCCAGCUGGAUGUGUGCGUGGCUGGAUCCCUGCACAUCUGGAUGCCUGCCCGGCUGGGUGAAUGCACAGCUAGCUGCGUGCACAUCUGGAUGCGUGCACAACUCGGUGCCGGUCUGUCUGGGUCCGCGCACAUCUGGACCCACGCACGGCUGCUCAGCGGCCUGGAGCCGUGGCCGUGGCUAGCCCGGCGGCUGCUCCCACCGCUCGCUCCCCUGCUCCGGCCUCCCCGGCUUCUCGACCCCACUCGAGGCGAGGGACAGGACCCCGUUCUGGGGGUGGCGAGCGGGCGGGCUGCUCCUGCAGCGUCCCGCGGGGUGAGAGUCCCCCGGGCAUCCCCCACGGGAUCCCCGCGGACCCCCUCGUGCCCCCACACCCCGGCACGGGUGGGAGCCGGCGCCGGGCCGGCUGCCCGCUGGGGACUCCGUGUCCCGGCGUUUGGCUCCUUCCCAGGGGAGGUGACGGUGCUUGGAUUCCCACCGCUGUGUCCCCAUGUCCCCACGGGCGCAGGGAAGCGGCAGCUGUGCCGGCGGCUGCCGGAGCACCCCGGGAUGGGGAGCCCCCUAUCACCCCACCGGCUGUGGAGCCCCCCUGUCACCCACUCCUUACCUGCGACCCCCAGCAUGGAGCGGGGUGGGCUGGGGCUGGCCAGUGACCGGAGCCAUGCAGCCUCCGGCAGAGACACCCUCAGGCCAGGGACCCUCCCCAGCUUGUCGGACCUGGGGGACCCCGUGGAGGCCGUCAAGAAGGAGGAGAAGAAGAUGAAAGCUGCUCGCCUCAAGUUCAACUUCCAGGCUGAGUCUCCCAAGGAGCUGACGCUGCAGAAGGGGGACAUUGUCUACAUCCACAAGGAGGUGGACAGGAACUGGCUGGAGGGGGAGCACCACGGCCGCGUGGGCAUCUUCCCUUCCAACUACGUGGAGAUCCUGCCCCCCACGGAGGUGCCCAAGCCCAUCAAGGCUCCCACGCUCCAGGUGCUGGAAUACGGUGAGGCUUCGGCGCUCUACAACUUCAGAGGGGAUCUGCACGUGGAGCUCUCCUUUCGCAAGGGCGAGCGGAUCUGCCUGGUGCGGCGAGUGAACGAGAACUGGUACGAGGGGCGGAUCUCGGGCACCAGCCGCCAGGGCAUUUUCCCCGCCACCUACGUCCAGGUGUUGAAGGAGCCACGGGUCAAAGCCACAGCCGAGGACAUCCCCUCCUCCCCUGCUCCCGCCAGCCCCCGGCCCGCAGCCGGAUCCCCGUCCCUGCAGCGCUCACCCGGUCCCCGGAUCCCCCAGGCUCCCACAGGCUCUCCCCGGGAAGCCAAGCGGGGUCCCGGGGUGACGGGAGGGCGCCCGUCCUCUCCGCUUCACCUCAGCAACACCUUCCCCUCCUCCCCAAAGCUGCCCCACGUUGGCACCCCCGGCCCCUUGGUGGCCUCUGCCAGCCCCCCACACCCUGCGGCCACCCACCCCCAGGAGCCCAACGGCUCCGAAAUCCGGUGGACUCCGUACCGGGCGCUCUACCAGUACCGGCCCCAAAACGCCGACGAGCUGGAGCUGCUAGAAGGGGACAGGGUGGAUGUCAUGCAGCAGUGCGACGAUGGCUGGUUCGUGGGAGUGUCCAGGAGGACGCAGAAAUUUGGCACUUUUCCUGGGAAUUACGUGGCGCCGGUGUGA